Molecule: messenger RNA, 1257 nt
Organism: Pseudovirgaria hyperparasitica
Lineage: Eukaryota; Fungi; Ascomycota; Dothideomycetes; Acrospermales; Acrospermaceae
Product: S-adenosyl-L-methionine-dependent methyltransferase
Exons: 5
Coding region: 1-1257 (418 amino acids)
Molecular function (GO): O-methyltransferase activity
Source: RefSeq, a predicted model, not a curated record
AUGGGUGCAGGUCAGUCUACACCACGCAUUGUAGAGCUCGCUGCCUCCAUAAGCGAAAAUGUGGCAAAGAUACAAGAGAUACUGGACGCUCAAGGCGCUCCAAUGCCGUCUUUUGACGAGGACAGUCCGCCUUUGCCGAAAGAGAUCGCAGGUCCUCAACAUGCAGUUCUUGACGCUACAGCAGAGUUGCAGGAUCUACUGCAAGAUCCCAUGAAUUUUAUACACCGGUCCUCGAGAAGUGACAAACCGGCAUGUAUCAACACUAUUGUACGAUUCGAUAUUGCGGCGCUGGUCCCUUGUGGAGGGCGAACAUCCUUUCAAGAUAUUAGUAGACAAACUCCCCUGACUGAACAGAUGGUGGGGCGAAUUGUUCGACACGCUGCCACAAUGCGGAUUUUCAAAGAACCGGAGCCAGGUCAGGUGAUGCACACAAAAGCCUCGAAGCUCCUGGCCAACCAUGAUUUCAGAGACUGGGCACGAACAGGCAUUGAGGAAAUGGGACCUGCUGGAGGACGACUGGCCGAUGCUCUUGAGCGAUGGCCAGGCUCGCAACACCCCAAUCAGACGGGGUUUUCUCUGGCGAACGAUACGAAUGAUUCGAUAUACGAAGUCGUAGGGAAAGAUCCUUCUCGUGCCGCUCGAUUCGGAAGCGCCAUGAAAGUCAUGACGGCCAGACCCGAAUUCGAUCUGGCAUAUGGUGUGAACAAUUAUGAUUGGGGCGCUUUGGGCAAAGCUCUCGUUGUGGAUGUUGGGGGCAGUAAAGGCCACUUUGCGAUCGCCCUUGCACGUCGUUAUGAGAACCUCCGCUUCAUCGUACAGGAUAUGGCACAUAUGCUCGGUGACGGCCCUGAAGAGAUCUCCGCGGAUAGAUUGGAAUUCAUGGCUCAUAGCCUGUUCGAUCCUCAAAGCGUUCAGGCAGAUGUGUUCAUCUUCCGCUGGGUAUUUCACAACUGGUCAGAUGAGUAUUGCGUCCGUAUAUUGAAGGCACAGUUACCCUCGAUGAAACCAGGCGCAAGGCUUAUUCUGCUGGAGGCUAUACUGCCAGAGUCAGGGACUGUGGGCUAUUGGAAAGAAAGCGAGUUAAGGUCGCUGGAUCUGGAAAUGGCAUCGACAUUCAAUGCUAGAGAGAGGACUCUUUCGGAUUGGAAGGCCCUAUUCGCGCUAGCAGAUCCAGGCUUUGUGCUGAGGAGUGUAGUCGAGCCUGAAGGAUCCGCGAUGGCUGUCCUCGAAUUCUUCUGGGAGAGAUCAUCGGCUUGA